AACGACACCAGUGAGGAUGAUCAUCGAGAGCUACUUGACGGCGUUGCUGCGAGGUCGCCGCCGUAGAUCUCUAUUCUUCGCUUGCACGUUCGAAGGAGAUGACCGUUGGAAUAGCGCCCGAGAUCACGCAAGCCAAGCCUAAAUACGGGAGUUAUCCGAGUCUUUACAACAGUGGUAGCACAGGAUAUCUUUCACAGUCUACGUACUUGCUCGCUGGGCACUUUCACAAGGAUUUCUUCAAUUCAAUACCUCCCCCAGCCUCUGCUGAGAACAUGCUCAAAGAUAAUGACGCCCCAAGUGGACUUGUACAUAAGUUGGACAGCCCAAACAUGAUACUCGGACAGACUCUCGAUCCUCUGCUUUCACGAUCAUCUCUUCAGUGGGACUGGGAUAUUGAGCAUGAAGAUCGGAAGCUCGAGGCGAAGGCUGAUGCUCUAAUACGCGCCGCACCACCCUUUCAGGUCGAUCGGAAACUACUCAAAGACAUCGUUCACGAGAAAGCAGGUGCAGAGGUAGCUCGCAUCAAGUUUCUCGGUGCAGGAACUUUCCACAAAGGUUAUCUUGUAACGUUGGUCGAUGGACGAGAAGUUGUUGCUCGCGUCGCUCGUCGGUUCAUGCCGCAUCUCAAGACCGAAUCUGAGGUUGCCACUAUGCGAUAUCUUCGUGAACGCACAAAUAUACCCGUUCCCACCGUGUAUCAUUACGACUCUAACCCAUAUAAUCGUCUCGGCGGAGAAUUCAUUAUCAUGUCCAAGGCCGUCGGGAUCCCCCUCUCUCAUGUUUUUCAUUCCAUGUCGCAUAACCAGCUGAUGGCAUUCAUGGAGAACCUGGCGAUGUUGGUUGUUCCAUUGUUCGCGCAUAGGUUUCCCAAGAUUGGGUCUUUGUAUAGCGGACCUGACCCUGAUCCAGUAUCUGAGUCUACCGACACCGCACCGACACCGACUGCUCCUCAUGUCAUGUCUCAUACUCUGAGUAUGACGCCAGUUCCUCUACACAGCAAGAAAGUCAAGUCGAAAUUCCAUGUUGGUCCCAUUAUAUCCUGGCCAUUCUUCGGCUCUAAUCGUGGGGAGCUGCAACACCCCGACGAAAUGAACAGGGGGCCUUGGCGAUCCACACAUUCAUAUCUCAUGUCUUGUGUUGAACGAGAGAUCACUGGUGUCAUGCUCGAGAAUGAGGGCAAGGCAGCGCCUCAUCGCUUACAUCUUGAUCCUGAUGAAAUCCAUACGUCGAGGCACCACCAUAUAGAAGCAUUGCCGGGUGACGAGAGUGAUACUAGUGACGAAUACGACUGGGAAGAGAGUGAGGAAGAGUGGGAGGGUCCUGGUGAUACCAUGUAUCGCGAUUACAGGCGUAUGCAGAGGUCGACGUUCUUGGUCGCCCACUUGAAAGAGCGUGAACAGAAGGUCAAGGAGGAAAUGGCUCGGUUUGUGAGACUUGUGGAGAGGUUAGGUGCCAUAAUACAUAAGGAAGCUGGUGACGGUGACGCCGCCGAAGAGUUUGCUUUGGAUUGUCAUGAUCUUAGCCUUGAAAACGUCUUCGUUGACGAACACGACAUUGCAAAGAUAACAUGCGUUAUCGACUGGGAAUCCACGACAACACGGCCUUUAUGGGCUGCCGCACACGUUCCGGUGGUACUCCAGACCAGUCCCUUCACAGCGAAACUCUUCCGUGCCACAGUCGAGAAGUUCGCGAAACGUCCGACGAAGAUCAUCGUGAAUGGAGAGAGUAAAGAUCUGGCAGCGGUCGCCCUGGAAUGGCUACAUUAUGAGGCUUGGGGCGUACGGUUACGCAUGGCUCACCGCUGCGUCGAAUGGGAUGGAUGGGAAGAAGGACUUGUUGAUAGUAUCCUUGGGCCUGAAGAUCAUGAAGACGAGUGGUUCAAGAGCUGGGAUCGGAACGAUAUCGGAGACGGCUCUGAUACCGCUGCUGAUGCCGAUAGUCUUCAGACACCCAUCUCCCCAACAUUGACUGGAUCCGAGAGUGGGAGUGAGGGCAGUGAGAAGCGUACCCAAGCCAAGCCCCAGGGUCGCCAGGCUGUCCCCAUGGUGGCGAAGGUGGCAGCGGCGGAGAAGGAGAAAGAGAAGCUGUUGAAUGCCACGGGUGACUAUUGCGGUGGUCGUGGUGGCGAGCUUGGACGACGACUCGAAGCAUGGCUCACUGUCAAUGGCGAUGCUGAAGGUCGUGUGGAACUUGGGAGGAAGUGGAAGGCCCAUGAUGAGGCGAAGGCUUCGUGAAUGAUCUAAUUGAAUUUCUCGCUUGUUAGGGAUCUGGGUCUGUGAGUUCUAUCUGGUUCAUGAUCAUCAUUCUCUUGUCUACCUUCAUUCGGACUACCGCACCCAUUCACGCUGUAUCAUUUGAUUUCCACAAUACGUUACCCGGAUACCGUUCACUUCACUUGUAGUAUGCGAAGUUAAUGUAUAAUUGCAUGUACAUAUAUAUAUAUUUCAGAGAGGUC
Molecule: messenger RNA, 2455 nt
Organism: Somion occarium
Lineage: Eukaryota; Fungi; Basidiomycota; Agaricomycetes; Polyporales; Cerrenaceae
Source: the annotation of a GenBank genome assembly